Messenger RNA from Rangifer tarandus platyrhynchus (Svalbard reindeer), 591 nucleotides. NCBI's taxonomy places the organism in Eukaryota, Metazoa, Chordata, Mammalia, Artiodactyla, Cervidae. The record is from the annotation of a GenBank genome assembly.
AUGGCGGCCCUCAAUGUGCUGUUGUCCGGCUGCGGACGGUUUCUCAGAGGGCUGCUGACAGGCCCGACCGUGACCAACUGGGCUAGGCCACCAGCCCGCGCGUUCAGGGAAGUGGUGGAGAUCCAAGAAGGGAAGACGACUAUACUUGAAGGCCGAAUCACAGGGACUCCCAAAGAAAGUCCAAAUCCCCCCAACCCCUCUGGCCAGUGCCCCAUCUGCCGCUGGAACCUGAAGCACAGGUAUAGCUAUGAGGAUGUUCUGUUGCUCAGUCAGUUCAUCCGGCCACAUGGGGGCAUGCUGCCCCGGAGGAUCACCGGGCUGUGCCAGGAAGAGCAUCGCAAGAUUGAGGAGUGUGUGAAGAUGGCCCACCGAGCAGGUCUGCUCCCAAAUCACAGGCCCAAGCUUCCUGAAGGAUUUGUUCCAAAGACCAGACCCCGACUCAACAGGUACCUGACCCGCUGGUCUCCCCGCUCCGUCAAGCCCAUCUACAACAAGGGCCGCCGCUGGAACAAGGUGCGCAUGGCCGUGGGGUCCCCCCUCCUGAAGGACAACGUUUCCUACACGGGCAGGCCUCUGGUGCUGUAUCACUGA